Clarias gariepinus (North African catfish) is the source of this 709-nucleotide messenger RNA. RefSeq names its product granulito (gene gra). Bases 215 to 610 code for a protein of 131 amino acids. Gene Ontology annotation, molecular function: eukaryotic initiation factor 4E binding. Gene Ontology annotation, cellular component: cytoplasm. The record is from RefSeq and is a predicted model, not a curated record. NCBI's taxonomy places the organism in Eukaryota, Metazoa, Chordata, Actinopteri, Siluriformes, Clariidae. Gene Ontology annotation, biological process: negative regulation of translational initiation. The transcript has 7 exons.
UCAGCAUCUAGUUGCUUAGUAUUUCUUUCAUGACGGUGUGGAAAAAAUCCCCAGACAAAUGAUUUUUUAUUUAAAGUAACUUUUUAAAGCUUGCGUUCACAGUUAUUUAAUUGUAUAUUGAUUAAUUAUUGCAGUAUUGUGUCUUUGACAAACAAUUGUUCGGGGCAAAAGUGCAACGUUCGUCAUCUACAGUACCUGUUCAGACCAGCAAAGAAUGAUGGAGGUCUCAAUGAGGAGAAUGAGGAAUUUGGAGCCUGCAAGGCCACUGCGCAGGCUAAAUAAAGAUCCGGUGGUCCAGACAGGUGCAGUGGUCCAGACAGGUGUGGUGGCUGAGCCCGACAAGAAGCCAGCAGAAAUAAGUGUGAUAACAGUACAGCAAGUUUACGAAAUUCUCAAGCUGCACAGUCACAGACCUGAAAAAAAAGAAAGAAUUUCUUACAGCCGGGAAAUGUUGAUGGAGCUGGCCAAUUCUCCGCUAGCCAAAAGAAAACCUGACUUCUUGCCCAUUCACCCUAUAGUUCUGGAAAAGGGGAGGGAACUAAACACGGACAUUAUGUUUGACAGCGACCACAAUAAGAAGAGAGCGGACAUGGACAUGGUUCCUGCAUAAUGCGAGUGUGGAGUUUCAACUGAUUCGUGUUUUACUUUGUUUUACUUUUUGUUUAGAAGUGAUAUCUAAAAAUAAUAAAUCUGUAAAUAUUGGUCAUUA